Solanum lycopersicum (tomato) is the source of this 839-nucleotide messenger RNA. Its product is annotated as adenylate kinase isoenzyme 6 homolog. The record is from RefSeq and is a predicted model, not a curated record. Lineage: Eukaryota; Viridiplantae; Streptophyta; Magnoliopsida; Solanales; Solanaceae. Gene Ontology annotation, cellular component: nucleus; cytoplasm. Gene Ontology annotation, molecular function: ATP hydrolysis activity; ATP binding; AMP kinase activity.
UUAAUUUUGUUUAAACAAAUCUUAGAGAGUUUGACCUAGUUCAACUAUGUCCUAAGUCAACUCUUUAAUAAAGAAAAGCUUUCUUGUUGAUUCAACUGAAGGCCAUGACGCAAAAUAGCAGCGGCAGGAAGAGACCUAAUAUACUUAUCACCGGAACUCCGGGCACAGGGAAGACAACUACGGCGGCUGCUCUGGCGGAGGUGACAGCGCUCCGCCAUAUCAACGUCGGCGAUUUCGCUAAUGAGGAAAACUUGACGAACGGCUGGGAUGACACCUUCGAUUGCUACUACAUCAAUGAAGACCUCGUAUGUGAUGCUCUUGAAAAAUUGAUGGAAGAAGGUGGAAACAUCGUUGAUCAUCACGCCUGUGACUUCUUUCCUGAAUGUUGCUUUGAUUGUGUGGUGGUACUUCAAACUGACAGUUCUGUCUUGCAUGAACGGUUCACUAAGAGACUGUUUGACUGUCCCAGAGGUUACUCCGAUCAUAAGCUUGCUACUAACACUGAAUGUCAAAUCUUUCAAGCUUUGUUGGACGAGGUAAAAGAGAACUAUCCAGACGAUAUUUUGGUCAUACUUAGAAGUGAUUUCCUAGAAGAUAUUACCAAAAAUGUGGAGACGCUGACCAGUUGGAUUAGUAAUUUGAGCCCUGCCGUAUGACUAAAGUAUCAAAACAGAUGUAUUAUAGCAUAUUAAGGCUAUAGAAAAGGUCAAAAUCACUUUUAUGUGUAUACAAUAUAUGCUAGGCUAUGCGUCACUAAGCUUAAACAAGAACAUUUCACGGGUGAACGCAUGCUUGACUAAUACUUUUGUGAGACUACCAGCUCAUAGAUCUGCUGCAUG